Molecule: messenger RNA, 470 nt
Organism: Fomitopsis serialis
Lineage: Eukaryota; Fungi; Basidiomycota; Agaricomycetes; Polyporales; Fomitopsidaceae
Exons: 1
Coding region: 29-355 (108 amino acids)
Source: RefSeq, a predicted model, not a curated record
CGGCCUCCUUCAUUGCGGUGGGGACCUAAUGGUAGACCCAUCCCUCUUCGGCGCGUCGUUCCCGUUCUUCUUUUCACAGGCCAUCGCAAUCACCUUCGAGGACGCCGUCAUUGGCAUCGUUGGGAGGAGCGGCGUCAAAUUCCCUCGACCGCUCGCCCAUAUGAUCGGAUACGCUUGGGCGAUCUUGUGGUUGUGUAUCUCUGCGCCGUGGCUGAUCAAUUGGACGCUCAGGGCCGGGAUCAUCGACACUAAUCGCAUACCUGUCUCGCUCAUCGACCGCGUAGCCCCCAGUCUAGUUACUAGUGCUGCUAGGUUUGCCGCUGCUACCCCAAUGUAUCCGAAGGCAGAGGCUUGAUGAGACGCGCCGAUCUCUGUUCGUGAAACACGCCACUGUACGAAUGCUGUUGUUUGCUGUCAAUAUUGUGUAUGACAUGGGGCGGAUGUCCGGUGUCAAUCUAGUUAGCUCGUGU